Molecule: messenger RNA, 2578 nt
Organism: Pelodiscus sinensis (Chinese soft-shelled turtle)
Lineage: Eukaryota; Metazoa; Chordata; Testudines; Trionychidae
Gene: SLC27A6
Product: solute carrier family 27 member 6
Biological process (GO): long-chain fatty acid metabolic process; long-chain fatty acid import into cell
Cellular component (GO): endoplasmic reticulum membrane; plasma membrane
Molecular function (GO): long-chain fatty acid-CoA ligase activity; long-chain fatty acid transmembrane transporter activity
Source: RefSeq, a predicted model, not a curated record
ACUCCCCGCCCAGCGCCUGCCUGACCGUAGCCCUCUAACCAGUGAGUGCCGGGGGGCAGGAGACAAAGCUUGGUCUAACCCGGGGCACUUGGGGUCCGCACUCCCUGUGCUCUGGCUGGUGCACGCGGGGGCCCCUGGUGCUGCUCUGCUCCGUGCAGGCUCGCGGCGCUUUCCCCUCGCUGCCUCUCGCCGCCUCUGCUCGCCUGGGCUUGGAAGUGCGGCGGGGGAAGCUCGCCUCGCGCUGCCUGGGGUGUCGGCUCCCUCCGCUCGGCGGCGCGCAGGGGCAGCCGUUCGUGAGUCUCGCUGCUCUGUGGGCCCUGCGGGUGAGGUGGGAGCCCCUGCCCCCAUCUUCCACCUGUGGCGUUGUUCUGAGCCUUUGUGACGCGCCCGCGUUCCCUCAGCUGCUGGAGUUCCCGGGGGCCUUUCGGACUCUCCCGGCCUCGGGGAGCCGUUAAAAGCACCUGCCGGGUGCGCGAGGCGCUUGCAACAGGCGCUGCUGCGCAGCUUCUGGGCUCCGAUGUUAUCCUCCUGGGUAACGGGCGCCGCAGCCGGGAUAGUCUUCCUGCACCUCGUCCAGAAAUUCCUCUUCCCCUACUUCUGGCUCGACCUGAACUACCUGCUGAAAGUGGUAAUCCAUGGGCUGACCCUGGAAAGCUACAGGCUGCGCGGGAAGAUUUUCACGGUGCUGGACCGGUUUGUGAAAGAAGCGGAAAGGCAGCCCCGCAAGCCGUUCAUCCUUUACGAGGGGAAUGUGCACACUUACCAGGAUGUGGACAGGAGAAGUAACAGGGUAGCUCACGUCUUGCUGCAAGAGGGGGCUCUGAAAAAAGGGGAUACCGUUGCCCUGCUGAUGAGCAAUGAACCCGACUUCAUCCACGUGUGGUUUGGAGCGGUCAAGCUGGGCUGUGUGGUGGCAUUCCUCAACAUCAACAUCCACGCCAAGUCCCUUCUGCACUGUAUCAGUAGCUGUGAGCCCAAGAUGCUAGUUGUGGGAGCAGAUAUGGUUGGAACCUUAAAGGAAAUUCUUCCCAGCCUCCAAAAAGAUAUUGAUGUUUGGGUAAUGACAAAAGACUGCACUCUGCCAAAUGUUAAAACCCUUUUAGACAAACUGGAAGCUGCAUCUGAAGACGGUGUACCGGUUAAUCUUCGCUCUGUAAACAACCUCAAGUCUUCUGUACUCUACAUUUUUACCUCAGGAACAACAGGUCUACCAAAAGCUGCAGUUAUCACUCAUCUGCAGGUUCUGAAAGGAGCUGCAGGGUUAUGGGCAUUUGGUGCUACUGCCAAUGACAUUAUUUAUAUAACUCUCCCUCUUUACCACAGUUCAGCUUCUCUCCUUGGCAUUGGUGGAUGUAUUGUACUGGGUGCAACUAUUGUCUUAAGAAAGAAAUUCUCAGCUAGUCAGUUCUGGAGUGACUGCAAAAAGUACAAUGUGACUGUUAUCCAGCACAUUGGAGAAAUUUGUCGUUACCUUUGCAACCAACCUGUGAAAGAAGGAGAAAAAGAUCACAAAGUUCGCAUGGCAAUAGGAAAUGGAUUAAGAAGUGAUGUGUGGCAAGAAUUUUUAGUCCGAUUUGGUGACCUCAAGAUGUGUGAGUUUUAUGCGGCUACUGAAGGAAACAUUUGUUUCAUGAACCACUGCGGGAAAAUUGGAUCUGUGGGACGUACCAAUUUCUUUUAUGAGCUUUUUUUCCCUUUUGACUUAAUCAAGUAUGAUAUUCAGAAAGAUGAACUGAUUAGAAAUAAGCAUGGUUGGUGUGAGAAGGUUAAGAAAGGUGAGGCUGGUCUUCUCAUUUCCAAAGUGAAUGUAAAAAAUCCUUUCUUUGGUUAUACUGGGAGCAAGAUACAUACAGAAAAGAAAUUGCUCCAUGAGGUGUUCAAGAAAGGAGACCUUUACUUCAACACCGGGGAUCUGAUGGUUCAAGACAAAGAGAAUUUUCUUUACUUUUGGGACAGGAUCGGGGAUACCUACAGAUGGAAAGGAGAGAAUGUUUCAACCACUGAAGUUUCUGAUGUCAUUGGUAUGUUGGACUUCAUUCAGGAUGCCAAUGUAUAUGGUGUUCCUGUGCCAGGUCAUGAAGGAAAUGUGGGAAUGGUCUCUGUUGUAUUAAAGCCUAAUAGAUCAUUAGAUCUGAAACAAAUGUAUGAACAAGUUGUGAUGUAUCUUCCAGGGUAUGCUUGCCCAAUAUUUUUAAGACUCCAGGAAAUAAUGGAAGUUACCGGAACUUUCAAACAACAAAAAUUUAAGUUGGUGAGCGAGGGAUUUAAUCCAUCUUCAAUCACUGAUCAACUGUAUUUUUUAGACCGUUCUAAAAAAUCUUACGUUCCACUAACCAAAGAACUUUAUGAGAAGAUCUUUUCUGGGCAGCUGAAACUUUAAUUGAUGUUUAAACUAUUAACAUAUUUGUUAACUACUUUGUAAGACACAACAAAGACAUUAAGUAAUAUUGGUAUUCUUGAUAUUUUGCAGCCAUCUCUUUGGAUUCAAAAGUUUCAUUACACCGUUCAUUUUUUGUCAUUACUGAAUGCUAAUUGUUUUCUACCUCCUGAAAUACCAAAUAUUAAAAUUACUUUAAAA